UCUCCGACCAAAACUGCCUCUCUCUCUCUCUCUCUCUCUCUCUCUCAAGAUCUCUUCCCAAUUUUCAAUCCUAGAAGCUUCGGACGUCAGACCGGCCGGCGAUAGGAGUCCUCGGGCUGCAAUCUCGGCCAGCUGAAUUUCAGCAGUUUGAUGCAUUGAUCGUCGAAUCCGGGUUUUCUCCGACGUUCAUCGGGGUCCAUUCUGAAUCCUCCUGCCGAUCCAUCGGUUGCUUCAUUGGGUGGGAUUCCGCGGCUUUUUGCUGGAAUUUGGCGAGGAGGGGCGGAGUUGGGUCGGGAGCUCGUGGAUUCAGGUCCAUCGGCGGUUCUGAAGUGGGGUGGAUACUGAGGCUUCGACUUUCGGGGGAAACGGGGGAUGAUAAUCGGAGAAUGAACGAUGCCGGUGCUGCGUAGCGGUUCGCGCAGGGGCCGGGGAGGAGCAGCAGCGGCAGGGAAGCAGCAGCUGAAUCCGAGCGAGGCGGGUGGGGCCAUCGCGACGCGGACGCGGCGGAGGAGGGCUGCAGCUGCGGCAGCAGCGGUUGCGGAGCCUGUUGAUAACGGCCAGCGGCGUGGGAAGGCGGUUGAUGAGGUGGGCGUAGCUGUUGCUGCUGCUAAUAAGGAGGUAGAGAAUAAUAUUAACCUCAAUCGGCUGUUGGCGGGGAAGGAAGAGGUCGCGGAGAAGCCAAUGGAUGGAUUCGAUAGUGGUGCCCGAAGUGCUGACAAGGCUCCUGCUGGGGAAGACGAGGGGAGCACCGGUCCGCUUCCUGAGAGGGUUCAAGUUGGCGGUUCCCCUGUGUAUAGAUUAGAAAGGAAGUUGGGUAAGGGCGGUUUUGGACAAGUCUAUGUCGGUCGACGUGUUUCUGCUGGAAGUUCAAAUGAUAUAACUACUGGCCCAGGAGCUGUAGAGGUGGCUUUAAAAUUUGAGCAUAGAACUAGCAAAGGAUGUAAUUAUGGACCCCCGUAUGAAUGGCAGGUCUACAGCACUCUAGGAGGCAGUCAUGGUGUCCCACGGGUACACUACAAGGGUCGGCAAGGUGACUAUUACAUCAUGGUAAUGGACAUGCUGGGGCCGAGCCUAUGGGAUAUUUGGAAUAAUAACACUAAUACAAUGUCCAUUGAAAUGGUUGCAUGUAUUGCGAUUGAAGCGAUAUCCAUAUUGGAGAAGGUGCACUCCAGAGGCUACAUUCACGGGGAUGUGAAGCCAGAGAAUUUCCUGCUUGGUCCUCCUGGGACUCCUGAUGAGAAGAAAUUGUUCUUGGUUGAUCUUGGGUUAGCUACAAGAUGGCGCGACAGUUCGACUGGUCUGCAUGUUGAGUAUGACCAAAGGCCUGAUGUUUUCAGGGGAACAGUCCGUUAUGCUAGCGUGCAUGCUCAUUUGGGAAGAACCGGGAGUAGGAGAGAUGAUCUUGAGUCUCUUGCUUAUACCCUUGUUUUUCUCCUCAGAGGUCGUUUGCCUUGGCAGGGUUACCAGGGAGAGAACAAAGGAUUUCUUGUUUGCAAGAAAAAGAUGGCAACUUCUCCAGAGAAUCUCUGCUGCUUCUGUCCGCUGCCAUUUCGUCUGUUUCUUGAACAUGUGGUGAACUUGAAGUUUGAUGAAGAACCUAAAUAUGCAAAGUACAUCUCACUUUUUGAUGGGAUUGUUGGCCCAAACCCAGAUAUUAGACCCCUCAACACAGAGGGUGCUCAAAAGCUCGUCUUUCAAGUUGGUCAUAAGAGAGGGCGACCGACAAUGGAGGAAGAGGAUGAUGAUGGGCAACCCAAGAAGAAGGUCCGUUUGGGAAUGCCAGCUACACAAUGGAUAAGUGUCUAUAAUGCUCGGCGUCCCAUGAAGCAAAGGUAUCACUACAAUGUGGCUGAUGCAAGGCUCAGUCAACACAUUGACAAGGGAAAUGAAGAUGGGUUAUAUAUUAGCAGUGUGGCAUCCUCUCAAAACCUCUGGGCCCUAAUCAUGGAUGCUGGCACUGGUUUCACGUCACAGGUCUAUGAACUGUCGCCAUACUUCCUUCACAAGGAAUGGAUUAUGGCGCAAUGGGAAAAGAAUUAUUACAUCAGUGCAGUAGCUGGGGCAACUAAUGGGAGUUCGCUGGUGGUAAUGUCGAAAGGUACGCAAUAUGUGCAACAAUCGUAUAAAGUUAGUGACUCGUUCCCAUUCAAGUGGAUCAACAAGAAGUGGAAGGAGGGAUUCUAUGUUACAGCAAUGGGCACAUCUGGGAAUAGGUGGGCUGUAGUCAUGUCUCGGGGUGCUGGGUUUUCAGAUCAGGUCAUUGAAUUAGAUUUCCUGUAUCCUAGCGAAGGCAUUCAUCGGAGAUGGGACUGUGGAUACCGUAUUACAGCAACUGCUGCAACUGGUGAUCAGGCUGCUUUCGUCCUUAGUGUGCCAAGGAGGAAGCCUGUAGAUGAGACUCAGGAGACUCUUCGAACUUCCGCUUUUCCUAGCACCCACGUAAAGGACAAGUGGGCAAAGAAUCUCUACAUUGCAUCGGUCUGUUACGGGAGAACUGUUUCGUGAUCCUGCCGAGAAUUCUUUGGAAGAGGGCUGACUGCUGGUGAGAGUCCUGACUGAAAUUUUGACAGAUUCAACCUCCUGACAGUUCGAGCUCCCAACGUCUUAGGAGGCCUCUGGUCCGUUAUGGCAUCGUCACCGCACUUGGUCAUAUAACUCUGAAAAUGCCAUGUCUGAUGAAGCAAAGGCCCUGCUAAGCGAUGGGCUCCUUUACUUAAUUAUUUUUAUAUAAUUGUUGUAUAGGUUGUCCUUUCUGCGAUUUGCCUUUACCCAGACCUUCUAUACCCAAGUGUAUUCGUGGUCGUGACGGUUUGGCUCGAUAUAUUUGAUGGGAGCUUAUUCUUUUAUCGCAUC
Punica granatum (pomegranate) is the source of this 2853-nucleotide messenger RNA. Lineage: Eukaryota; Viridiplantae; Streptophyta; Magnoliopsida; Myrtales; Lythraceae. The record is from RefSeq and is a predicted model, not a curated record.